GCUUCUCCUCCGUCUCACCACAUAAUUUCUCGGUGGGCGAACUCUGACGGUAUCUGAGCACUCGCUUUCUCACCAUGACUUCCAAGUGCGCUAUACGCGAGGUGACGAAGGACGUCUGGACGUUCUCUUGCCCUUUCUCUCGAUUCAACGUCUUCCCCGUCGGCGCUCGCUCGACGGCCAUCAAGCUCACUAAUGGCGACGUGUGGGUGCUCGCGUCGUCGCCGUUGGACGACACCGUCAAGAAUAAGCUGAAGGAGCUUGGUCCUGUAAAGUGGAUCAUUGGGCCGGAUGCCGUUCACCAUCUCUUCUUGGGAGACUUCAAGAAGGAGUUCCCCGAGGCGAAGCUCAUAGCUGUGGACGAGGCGAUUCAGAAGAAGAAGAAAGAAGGCCUCCAGUUUGACGGCGCGUGGGGCAAGGAUAGCCCGGAUACGAAGUACGGUUUCGAGGAUGAUAUCAAGCACUGCUACUUCUCCGGAUUCAAGAACAAAGAUGUCGCAUUCUUCCACCCUGCAUCCAAGACGAUGCUCGAAGCCGACCUGCUGUUCAACCUUCCUGCCCGGGAACAGUAUUCUAUGACCGGUUCGUCCGGGAAGUUCCCAAUCUUCGGCAAUUUGAAUCCGUACACAUGGGCCCACAAGAGGUUCGCGUGGACGCUUGGGACCGACAAGGAAGCCAUGAAACGGGACGUCAAGGCAGUGGCAGGCUGGGACUUCGAGAGGAUCAUUCCAUGCCAUGGGGACGUGAUUGAGAAGGAUGGCAAGGCGGCAUGGAAGGAAGCGUACAAGUGGUUCCUCGAUUAGGUCGGAAGUCGUGUCCGCCAUUCAUAUUGUGCUCCCAUGCAUGAAACAGCUUCGUCCUUGAGGGCAUCUUAUCGUGGCUCCCACGUUGCAACGGAGACCUCGACCUGCCCCCAGUCGAUGUGAGCAUGCCAGCUGACGGAGUAAUGUCGUGCGCUCUUCGCUUCCGAUAAGAUGUGUUCCUUUUUGCAGCCCUUCUCAGGGGCGCGACCCCCUCGCCGGACGUGUGCAGAGUCCUCAAGGAUAAGUGGUAUUAU
Messenger RNA from Dichomitus squalens LYAD-421 SS1, 1054 nucleotides. RefSeq lists its product as uncharacterized. Bases 75 to 800 code for a protein of 241 amino acids. Lineage: Eukaryota; Fungi; Basidiomycota; Agaricomycetes; Polyporales; Polyporaceae. The transcript has 10 exons. The record is from RefSeq and is a predicted model, not a curated record.